Ricinus communis (castor bean) is the source of this 1042-nucleotide messenger RNA. RefSeq names its product protein PLASTID REDOX INSENSITIVE 2, chloroplastic. The record is from RefSeq and is a predicted model, not a curated record. The transcript has 3 exons. Gene Ontology annotation, biological process: regulation of gene expression. NCBI's taxonomy places the organism in Eukaryota, Viridiplantae, Streptophyta, Magnoliopsida, Malpighiales, Euphorbiaceae. Bases 145 to 711 code for a protein of 188 amino acids.
GCAAAAUAUAGAUAAUUUAAUUAGAUAAAAUAAUACAAAAUUGGCACUCUUAAUCGAAAGGAGAGUCGGAAACUUUCAAAGGAAAAUUUGCUAGCCCGCCCAGAAAAGCUCGUGAAGAAACAGAUAAGGAAAUAACAGAGAGAGAUGGCUUCCUGGAGUAAAGCUCCUGUUUCUCCAACGUUUAACUCCUGCUCCGUCUACUCUUCUUCAAUUUCUCGCCCAUUCCUUUCAUUUCUUUACUCUUCUUCUUCUCCCUCCACUUUUACUCCGCUUGUUUUGGGCUCAUCCUCUCAUUUAACUAACAUCAGACUCGCUCGCUUUCACUUAUUCCCUUAUGUCACCAAGAAUAAGGGAAAUAACCACAUUUGCAGAGCAGCUGAGUACAAAUUUCCAGACCCAAUUCCCGAAUUUGCUGAUGUAGAGACGGAGAAAUUCAGGACCCAUCUUCAGAAGAAGCUUUCUAAGAAAGGGGUCUGUGGAGAUUCAAUUGAAGAAGUUGUAGGAAUCUGCACUGAGAUAUUCAGUACAUUCUUGCACUCGGAAUAUGGCGGUCCUGGAACGCUCUUAGUUAUUCCUUUCUGUGACAUGGCUGAUACAAUAAAUGAACGAGGUCUGCCUGGAGGACCACAAGCUGCACGUGCGGCAGUAAAAUGGGCCCAGGAUCAUGUUGACAAGGAUUGGAAAGAGUGGACUGGAGGUGACAGCAAGUGACAGAAGAACUCCUGAAUCUUCAAUUGACUAGAUGAUUUUUAUAUUAAAACAUCAUUUGGAAAAGCUCACCUAGAAGUUCUAGUUCUCUUUGGGCAUGUCUGAAGGGAGUCAAAAGUCAUGAUUCAUUUGGUCCACUGAGGAAAGCGUAGUAAAAUUUGAGGUUGUUUUUGUAGUAAUGAUUGCGAGGGCAUUGUGUAACUGUACUGGAUCAUGAGUUUGUAUAAUGUAAUCCCAUGUCUUAGGACCUUGAUAAGAACUUAGAAGCAGCAAAGUUAAGCUGUUAAAUUUUGAGAAUAAAUUGUUUCUACAAGUUAUCCCAUGUUUUUCUUCA